This is a messenger RNA of Neohortaea acidophila, 1836 nucleotides long. RefSeq names its product cleft lip and palate transmembrane protein 1-domain-containing protein. Gene Ontology annotation, cellular component: endomembrane system; membrane. The record is from RefSeq and is a predicted model, not a curated record. The coding region runs from base 1 to 1836 and encodes 611 amino acids. Lineage: Eukaryota; Fungi; Ascomycota; Dothideomycetes; Mycosphaerellales; Teratosphaeriaceae. The transcript has 2 exons.
AUGGGCGGCGGGGGCUCGAAACAAGCAACUCCCGUCCCUCAAAAGGACCCGGUGGCGGCAGAUGGGUCGCAACCUCCGCCCAUCGUCGACUACAGCAUCGUGCCACGUCACGUCUUUCCCCUAUGGCCCGCCAACACGACCCUUGACAUCAGCAUGUACAUUUCGCCCAGCCUCGCCAUGCCUCCAUUCAGCAAGAUGCCGGCGGACAGUCUGAUUGUUCAUGAGACGGGCUUUUCAAUGGAGAAAUCCAAGAAAGAUGUGCGCGACAUUCACACUUCAUUCUCCGUCCCCAAGACCGUACAGGACAAUAGCACUCUGUUUGGCCACAUCUUUGUCGGGAAACACGGAGCGCAGCUUGAUCCCUCGAGCCCGGACUACGAUGUCAGACAGGCGUAUCGCAUGAUUCGGCCUUUGACGCAGUACCUGCCGAGAAAGAAAGUCAAGAAGAUGCGGAAUCUCCUGGAAACAAAGAAUGAGACGGAAGCACUCGAGGUAGAGGCAGAAGAGACCGGCGCGUCAGUAGCCUCCUACUACCACCCCAACUUCACUCUGGCGUUUGUUCCCGAUGCUGCGGGAAUCGAAUGGGCUCCUAUGCCGCUUGCGGUCAAGCAGUAUUACAGCCUUGAUGCCCUCAACGAGCGCGACGAUACUGGUACGAAUGGCUUCUUCUACCCCAUCAUCUAUCACAAUACUUUCUGGCAGCUCAAGUCGCACAUGGUCGAGCUCAACUCCACCGUCCCCUUUGAGCGCCUCGACAUGAAUGUUCGCCUCUCCACCCUCGCAGGCUGGCAGUUCACCAUCAUGGCCACCAUGGACGAGAACAUGCGCGAGACGGCACGGAGAGCUGCGGCGGGCGAGUCGACGCCAGGAGGUGGCGACGGCAGCGAAAUGGAACUGAUCAAGGAGACGCUCCUCGACACCAAUCCCUGGCUGCUCGGGACUACCGUCGUCGUGACCGUUUUGCACAUGAUAUUCGAGAUGCUGGCCUUCAAGAGCGACGUGGGCCAUUGGCGGAAGAAGAAGGACAACGUGGGCGUGUCGGUGCGCACCAUCCUGUCGAACGUCUUCAUGCAACUCAUCAUUUUCCUCUACCUCAUUGAUAACAACGACCGCACAUCUUGGAUGAUCCUCUUCGGCCAAGGCGUGGGCAUCGCCAUUGAAGCCUGGAAAGUCACCAAAGCGGUCAACGUGCGCGUCCGCCCUCCUGGCGAGGGCAGCUGGUUCCACGGCUACCUCCCGUACGUCGUGGUGUUCGAGGACAAACACGUGCUCAGCGAGACGGAAGAGAAGACGGAAGAGUACGACAAGAUCGCCUUCUACUACAUGGGCAUCGGCGCGGUGCCCCUCCUCCUCGCCUACGCCGUCUACUCGCUCAUCUACGAAAGCCACAAGAGCUGGUACAGCUUCAUCAUCACCACGCUCGUAGGCUCAGUCUACGCCUACGGCUUCCUCAUGAUGAUCCCAAGCCUCUACAUCAACUACCGCCUCAAAUCCGUCGCCCACAUGCCCGCCAAAGCAAUGACGUACAAAUUCCUCAACACCUUCAUCGACGACCUGUUCGCCUUCACCAUCAAGAUGCCCACGCUGCACCGCCUCGCGACGCUGCGCGACGACCUCAUCUUCUUCGUCUACAUCUACCAGGCGUGGAAGUACAAGGUCGACUACACGCGCGUCAACGAGUUUGGGCAGGGAGGUGGCGAUGAGGGGGUGGAGGAGAAGACGGCGGCGAAGCCGCUUGCUGCGCCGGCAGAGGCGAAGGGGGAUGCUGGGGUGGCGGAGGGGGUUGUUGUGAAGAGUAGUGGAAAGGAUGAGGGAGGGGCGAAGAAGAGGAGGUGA